CUUAUAACUUUAGUUAAUCAGCAAGUAUGUCUACAGCAGUAGAAGGUGUUCUCCAAACUGCCCCUUUUGAUCCUCGUUUUCCUAAUACAAAUCAGACACGCUACUGUUUCCAAAGCUAUAUUGACUACUAUCGCUGUAGAAAGGUGAAAGGAGAAAAAUAUGCUCCCUGUGAAUAUUUCAAAAAAGUUUACAAUUCCAUAUGCCCAAAUGCAUGGAUUGAAAAAUGGGAUGGUCAGCGAGAAGCUGGUACUUUUCCAGGAAACAUUUAAUUAAUAAAUACUGUUUAAAACUGACAGUUACAAAUUUUGUAGUCAUUAGCAGUUGUUCUAUUUUACUUUUGUAAAUCAGUUGUAUCUAUAGUGUGAAUAUUUAAUAAAGUAUCAUUUAAAUAUA
Messenger RNA from Agrilus planipennis (emerald ash borer), 393 nucleotides. RefSeq names its product cytochrome c oxidase subunit 6B (gene COX6B). The record is from RefSeq and is a predicted model, not a curated record. Lineage: Eukaryota; Metazoa; Arthropoda; Insecta; Coleoptera; Buprestidae. Gene Ontology annotation, cellular component: respiratory chain complex IV; mitochondrion. The transcript has a single exon. The coding region runs from base 27 to 269 and encodes 80 amino acids.